UUGUUUAUAUAUUACACUUUUGUUUAAAAUGCAGAUUCAAAAAUAUACCAAACAAUGAUUAAAUUAAGAAGGUAUGGAUUCAAUUCAAGUAAGUAUAAACAGCUUUAACGAGUCGAGGUGCAGAACAUGCACUGAAAAAACAAGUCUCAGUUUUCUACAUUCUUUAAUUACUGAAGUUGAUAAUGUGCCUUCUCUGUCGGAUAUGUUGUCAGAAGUAGCCAAAAUUGAUGUAAAAACUGAAAACGGUGAUGGGUUCCCCAAGCAUGUUUGUGACAAUUGCGUGUACAAACUGAAAAUAGCUUACAACUUUGUUCUGCAGGCCCAGCAAUCCAAAAAAUAUUUUGAAAAGCAAAAUUUGGACUGCUUACAGGAAACACCUAUUACUCUGGCAGAAAAUAUUACUUGCGAACCUGAACCUUAUGAUGAGUUUCUUAAUACAGAUACGCAUCGGAAAAACAGAAAUAUAAAAGUAGAAAGUAUAAAAAUUAACCAGAGUUCAGAGUGUUUUAGAAAUCUCUUUGAAAGUGUGGUUGCUGUAAAAGAUGAAAUGAUAUCUGAUGAGGAAAACAAAACUAAAGAUGUAUGCUUAACUGAUCCGAUAAUGUUAGUAAAAUCUAUGGACCCUCCAGCGCCAGGUCUAAAAAUGAAAGACGAUGUAAUUAAUAGCAGCAAAACUUUACAAAAGGUUGUUUCUCUACGAAAACGCAAGCGAAAAGUCGAAUUCUCUUCUAAUUGUAGUGAAAGUAAGGAGGUAGUUGAGUCAAAUAAUUCAGAAAAUGAUACAUUUAACACAGAGAAAGACCUACCUAUAAUAAGGAAUAUUCGCAAACGUCGUUGCAUUGCAAAAAAAACGAAGGAAUCAAAUCAACCUCGUUUUCCUUGUAGAAUUUGUGGUGAAACUUUUGCUUGGAAGAAGAGUGUGCUACGUCAUGAGCGAAAUCAUUCUGCUCAACCUGAGUUUUGUUGUGAGGUUUGCGGACGUAAAUUUUUCCGUAAAGAUAAUUUAAAGGAACAUUUAAAAAAACAUUUGAAUCCUCACCAAGCUAAGAGAUUAAAACAUCCAGAAUGGAACUUCGCUAGUAGUUUAUACUCGAAAAAUCCUUUUCGAUUGAUACAAUGUAAGAUUUGUGAUUAUCAAUUUUUUAGUACACAAUUGCUUCAUCAGCAUUUGUUAACACACGCCAAUAUUGAAUCGCUUCGGUUUUUAACUGUUGAAAGCGCUAUUGUUAAAGAAUUUUUUACACAAACUCGGAGUUUAUGCGAAGUCAAAUCAAUUGUAUGCAAAGAUAUUAUAAGACGCCAUUUAUAUAAAUAUUAUUUAGUACUUAAUGAGUUUGGAUACGAAAUGUCUCUUAGUGAUUCCGAUAUAGACACAAAUGACAACAAGGAAACUCCGAAAUAUUCAUGUGAGAUUUGUAAAGAGUUAUUUGUCCGUAAGCACCAAGUUUUCACUCAUAUAAAGGACGUGCAUGCUAAUGAUGAAUUACCUUAUCGGUGCGAUAUUUGCAAAGUAAAGUUUGUUUGCGAAAAAAUGUUUAACUUACAUACAAGAAGUCAGUGUCGUUGUAAAGAAAAGAAGUACAAAUGUGUUAAAUGUCCUGGAAAAUUUAUAUGGCUUGAAAAUCUUAAAGAACACAAUUGUGCAAGAAAGAAAGGUGAGGAAUUUAUAUGUAGCAUAUGUGAUGAAAUAUUUUCCAAAUCGAACGAAUUAACUUCUCACAUGGUUAAACAUGAAUUGAAUAAAAAAUCGUUUACCUGUAAUAUAUGCAGUGAACAAUUUUUGACAACGACUGAUUUAAACCAACAUAACAAUCAAUGCCAUGUAGUAUCUGUGCGGAAAAUUCGAUGUUGCUUAUGUGAAAAGAACUUCACUCGAUUAUCACAACUGCGUUCCCAUCUACAGCAGCAUGCGGAUGGAUCUACAGGUGUUAAAAUUGCCGAAAGUCAUUUUUUCAAAGUCUUUUACCCAGAUGGUUGCGCAGGAUGUGAAUCUGAGGUAGCAAACAUUAUUGCGGCGGAUCUCGUAGCAAAGAAUUGGUCAAGAUAUUAUAUUACAUUAGAUGAAACCUAUAACGAGCUGGAUUUGUACGAUUCAGAGUCUGAUACGGAAUGCUUGGAUAACAGUUUAAAUCAACCACUACCAACCAAUAUAUAUGUAUGUACACUUUGUCAUCAAAACUUUAACAGACGUAAGCAUAUACUAGCUCAUCAAAAUAACGUACACUCAACCGAUAUAUUACCUUUUAAUUGUUCUGAAUGUAAUAUUAAAUUUGUUUGCAACUCCUUGUUGCAAAGUCACUUGGUUCGAGACUGCUUAAACCCAAACAAAAAAUAUCAGUGCAAUGAUUGUGGUUCAAGGUUUGUAUGGGAAGAAAAUUUAAAACUACAUCUAGAGAGUCGACACACUAAUUUAAAGGUGCAAAGUAAUGAUGAAAUAGCACAGAAUUUGCAAUGUGAUAUUUGUUUUAAGAUUUUUAUUUGGCCAAGAGACUUAAGACGUCACAAACGUGAUAUGCACAAAAGAGAUGAUGAAAAAUAUGAGUGCCCUUACUGUGAUCGUAAAUUUAAUAGGAAAGAUAAUAUGAAUACACAUUUAAAGGUACAUGGAAUUGGAGUAAGAACAUCAUCUCUAAAUACCAAACUCAUUAAAGUAAAAGAUAUUGACGAAAAUUUAUGCAAACCGAAUAGUCCAAAAAUUGCGCGUUGUAUGAUAUGUCAAUUCACACAUACUAAGAUUUCUGAGCUUCGUUUGCAUUUGAGUACACAUCAAUUUUGUAUUAACUUUGCUCAAAUACAGCAACCAAUUAAUGAAAUAUCUGAAUUGCUUUAUCCUGAGGAGUUCAUGAGUAAAGAAACAUUAGUAUCACGUAUAAUGACCGAUAUAGCUGGGCAUAAAUUUGAACGUUUUUAUUCAAUAACAAAUCAAGUAGGAUAUGAGCUAAAUCUCACUAGCUCCGAUACAGAUGAUAGUCCGGAAACUUUGUCUACUUACAUAGAAAAUUUUAAUAGGAAAUUUUAUAGUUGUGAUUUGUGUAAUUCAUCAUUCCAUCGCAAGUACAAACUUUUCGAACAUCAAAUGUCCAAUCACAAUUGGCAUGAUGCCCAAAAAGUUUGUGAUAAAUGCAAUGCCAGAUUUGUAUCAGAAGCAUCAUUACAACAACAUUAUAAAGACCAAUGCAAAAAUAUGCUAAAGCACUAUCAAUGUCGAAAAUGUCCUCGUAGGUUCAUGUGGAGGGAUAACCUAAAGGCACACAUUCGAUCCAUGCAUGCUAUCAUGAACGAUGCUGAAAUCGAAACACAAAUUGGUAAUACUAAAAGCACUGCGCCAGAAAAAAAAUAUCUUUGUGAGUUAUGUGGAUUCGCUUCUGCUAAGCCCUCUAAUUUAGUUAUACAUUUACGUCGACAUACUGGUGAAAAACCUUUCAGUUGUGAUUUUUGUGAUAAAGCAUUUCCAAAUACAUCUGAUCUUCAGUGCCAUCGUCGUUCGCAUACUGGAGAGAAACCCCAUGUAUGUACGGUGUGCAACAAAGCUUUUCCACGUGCCUACAAGCUGCGCGUACAUAUGCGCAUCCACUCGGGUGAACGUCCUUAUGCGUGUACAUACUGUUUGAAAAGUUUUACACAUUCCAAGAAUUUAGUGGUGCAUGAACGAAGACAUACUGGCAUAUGUCCGUUUAAAUGUGGUAUUUGUGGGGAAGGUUUUCCUCAAGGUAUAUUAUUACGUAGGCAUCGACAAAAGACUGGUCAUCACGAAGAUGUUGUACCAAAACGGAAGACUUUACUAUUAAAGAAAUUUUGAAGAAUUCAAAUAAGACAUAAUAUUAAUAA
This is a messenger RNA of Teleopsis dalmanni, 3828 nucleotides long. Its product is annotated as zinc finger protein 585B-like. Gene Ontology annotation, cellular component: nucleus. NCBI's taxonomy places the organism in Eukaryota, Metazoa, Arthropoda, Insecta, Diptera, Diopsidae. Gene Ontology annotation, molecular function: zinc ion binding. The record is from RefSeq and is a predicted model, not a curated record. The transcript is spliced from 7 exons. The coding region runs from base 74 to 3799 and encodes 1241 amino acids.